GAUUGGUAGCCUAUAGAGCUUGUAAAACUUAGUUCGAAAUUGUUUGACUUCGUGAUGGAACCUGCUGUUAAACGGAAAUAUCGACAAGAGGAGAAGGAAGAAUCAUCUGAUGAAGAUGAUUAUGUUCCGUAUGUUCCGUUAAAAGAUCGUAAAAAUCUCAACAUUUUAAAAAUGCAAGACUUGCUCAAACGUAAACUUGGAAACAAAUCUGAUUCAGAUAGAAGUCGGAAUAGCAGUCCCGACCGUGGCGCAGUAGCUUCAACAGAUAUUUCUUCCUGUGCCCGUGCGGCAACCCCACCAGUUUCUGGCAUGCAACCAAGUGUUAGUUUGCUUGACCAGCAUAGUAAUUUAAAAAAACAAGCUGAAGUUGUCAAAGAGACGGCAAAAGAUUUACAGUUAAUUGAAGAGCGAAAAAUACUGGAGUCUGUUACAGAAGCAAGAGCUUUGCAAUCUGUCCAAGAUUUAGCUCAAGGUAUUACUUAUAACACACCUUUAGUUACAGGCUGGUCCCCACCACACUUUAUACGGGAACGAACACAACAAAUUCAUGACAAAAUUCGUUUUCACCUUAGGAUAGACGUUGAAGGACAAAAUGUUCCACCACCGAUUCGAUCUUUCAGGGAUAUGAAAUUUCCAAAGCCAAUAAUAAUUGGGUUAAAAAAGAAGCAUAUUCGUAAACCUACGCCUAUACAAACUCAAGGCAUUCCAGUCGUUUUAUCUGGUCGGGAUAUGAUAGGAAUUGCUUUUACAGGAAGUGGUAAAACUUUGGUUUUUACUCUUCCACUACUCAUGUUCUGCAUUGAACAAGAAAAGAAAUUGCCUUUUUUGCAAAACGAGGGUCCAUAUGGUUUGAUUGUAUGCCCUUCCAGGGAACUUGCAAGACAGACACAUCAAGUCAUGUCUUACUAUGCAAAGCAUCUUGAAGGUGGUGGAUUACCAUCAUUGCGAAUAGCGCUUUGUAUUGGAGGUAUACCAGCCAAAGAAACAGUGAAUAUUAUUCGAAAAGGUUGUCAUGCAGUCAUUGCUACACCUGGAAGACUUAUGGAUAUGUUGAACAAAAAAAUGAUGAAUUUAGGAGUGUGUCGUUUUCUUUGCCUUGAUGAAGCAGAUAGAAUGAUUGAUAUGGGAUUUGAAGAAGAUGUAAGAACUAUUUUUUCCUAUUUUAAAGGGCAAAGGCAGACUUUACUGUUUAGUGCAACUAUGCCAAAAAAAAUUCAGAAUUUUGCCCGUUCUGCUUUAGUGUGUCCUGUCACAGUAAAUGUCGGUAGAGCUGGUGCAGCUAGUCUUGAUAUUAUACAAGAAGUAGAAUAUGUGAAGGACGAAGCAAAGGUUGUACAUCUUCUCAAUUGCUUACAGAAAACCUCACCUCCUGUUCUUGUGUUUGCUCAGAAAAAGAAAGAUGUUGAUGACAUUCAUGAAUAUUUACUCCUAAAAGGAGUUGAAGCAGUAGCCAUACAUGGUGGCAAGGACCAAGAGGAAAGAAGUCGUGCUGUGGAUUUGUUUCGUACACGUGAGAAAGAUGUGCUGGUGGCAACUGACAUUGCUUCAAAAGGCUUAGAUUUUGAAGGUAUAAAGCAUGUCCUCAAUUAUGACAUGCCCGAUGACAUUGAAAAUUACGUUCAUAGAAUUGGGCGAACAGGUCGUUCUGGUUGCACAGGCAUUGCCACCACUUUCAUCAAUAAGUCUUGUGAUAGUUCAACCUUGCUUGACUUGCGUGCUUUGCUUAUAGAAGCUAAGCAGAAAAUACCAGAGAUAUUAGAACAGCUGGGUCCAGCUGAAGAAAACUUUAUGGAACUUGGUGGAGAACGUGGUUGUACAUACUGCGGUGGUUUGGCUCACAGAAUCACUGAGUGUCCUAAGCUAGAUGCAGCGAGAUCGAAACAGAUAAGUAACAUUGGAAGACAGGAUUAUCUCGCAAACAAUGCUGCUGAUUAUUAAAGUUGUUAAAAUACAACAAUUUGCUUACUAAACACAACAAUCAUGUGAAUUAUUUAAGUUAUCACUUAUAAAACACCAGCUUUAAUGUAUUAUCCUAACCUAACCGAUAAAACUUAAUUUAAUAUUUGUAAACUGUAUUUUACAUUGUUUUUUUUUUUUAAAUACUGUUUGGUUUUUA
Molecule: messenger RNA, 2116 nt
Organism: Ciona intestinalis (vase tunicate)
Lineage: Eukaryota; Metazoa; Chordata; Ascidiacea; Phlebobranchia; Cionidae
Source: RefSeq